Messenger RNA from Bursaphelenchus okinawaensis, 444 nucleotides. The record is from the annotation of a GenBank genome assembly. NCBI's taxonomy places the organism in Eukaryota, Metazoa, Nematoda, Chromadorea, Rhabditida, Aphelenchoididae.
AUGAGAGGUUUAAGAAGUUCCAAACGACCUGGAAUUGAUUCAAUUCCAACACAGGUAAUUAAACCCUUUUAUUGUUUUCACUUUUUUUAUUUCUUUCCUACUAUAUAGAAAUUACGUCUUCACGUUAGUUUAUACACGUACGUUUUAGGUAGCCUUAGGUUCUAAAAGAAUUAAGAACGAUUUUUUAAGCAUCUUCUGUCAAGGCGAAUUCACAUUUAAUUAAAACUAACAGACGUACUAUUUUAGAGCAUCCCCAUCAAAACAGUUGCAAACCCCAUAAAGUUCCGGCCGUUAGAAUACAAAACAUUGGAAAUUGACGUUGAAAAGAAUGUGCCACACAAGGUCGUCAUAGAACUUUCAACCGAACAUUUCGUCUGUUAUGCCGCUUCAGGACAACGUUCUUCACAAAAAAUACAAACUGAAGGCCACGCUGGAGUUACAUGA